UCACUUAAACUCGACGCCAUUUAAAUCAACAUGUCUACCACAAUGUUGGCGUGUCGCGUUUUCGGCCAACAAAUAUCUAAUUUGCUUAAUUCGACGAUCUCAGUGUUCUCUCAAGUACCAAGAAGACACAGAUGGAAACUCGUCAAGUUACCAGAGAUUGGCAAAGGCAAAGCUUUUCGAAGGAUUGUCCAUUUCAAGGAUAAAUACACGGUUGAGCCUUUGCAGGUUACAAAUUUAGGAGGCAGGGAUCCUGUCACAGGUAGAGUAGCGGUAAAAGGAAUCGGGGGUGGCAUAAAGCACAAGUAUCAUUGGAUCAACUGGAUCAGGGAUGGACCUAAAGACCUUAAUGAACCACCAAAGGAAGAGAAAGUUCUAGAAAUCUUCAAGGACGGUUGUAGGACGUCUUUCGUCGCGUUGGUCGGUACCGGACGCGAACUUAAAUAUAUUUUAGCCACCCAGAACAUGAAACCGGGCGACAUAAUACGUACUCAUCAAGGAAUACCGCGUAAUCCUGUAAGGCCCUCGGAGGGAGAUGCCUAUCCUCUCGGUGCUUUACCCAUAGGAACCCAAGUUAAUUGCAUAGAGAAAUAUCCAGGACAGGGUGCAUUUCUGAUUCACGCUGCUGGGGGCGUUGCAACGAUAGUCAGGCGAGAGGAGGAUCGUGUAGUGAUACAAAUAGCGAAAAAAAAACUUUUUAGCUUGCACGAAACGUGUAUGGCUACGGUCGGCCGAUUAUCAAACAUUGAACAUGCUUCUACACCGAUUGGCAGCGCGCAAAAGAAUCGUGAAUUGGGAAAUCGACCGAGGAGUGGAUUAUUUCAACGUAAAACUGGUAGAUUCGGUCGUAAAAUAAAGCCGCCUCCUAAAGUAAAACGAAUCGAUGUCGAAUUAGAAAGAAAACCGGAAGUUAUUUCUUUAAAUAGCAGAUACAAUGCUUAAACUAUUACACAUUGACAAAUCACAGUUGCAGAUUAAAAUACACAAUAUAUUAAAAUUUAUUCAGAACUAAA
Molecule: messenger RNA, 1010 nt
Organism: Cataglyphis hispanica
Lineage: Eukaryota; Metazoa; Arthropoda; Insecta; Hymenoptera; Formicidae
Gene: mRpL2
Product: 39S ribosomal protein L2, mitochondrial
Exons: 2
Coding region: 31-939 (302 amino acids)
Biological process (GO): cytoplasmic translation
Cellular component (GO): ribosome
Molecular function (GO): RNA binding; structural constituent of ribosome
Source: RefSeq, a predicted model, not a curated record